UGCUCAAUUAUUGUUUGAAACUCUUCCAAAAAUUCUUCCAAAAUCUUUCAAAGUUGACAAACAUAAAUAAUGAUAAUCCCCAUACUAGCUAUUAGCUAACAUAAAUCAACAUAACGCAUAAUAUCAUAGUUUAAUACUAUUUUAUUUGCAUCAUUAAACUAAAACUCCUUUUUCCUAUUUUACUAUAAAAAGGCAGAAAAAGCAACACAAAGAUCCACUCAGAAAUAUGGCCUCCAUGUUAGACUGUUUGUAACUGAAGCCUCAUCUUUCUUUCCCUUAGUUCACGCAAAAACACGCAAAUAUUCCCACUAGAAAAGUUCAAUUUUAAAGUUGCAUAUUUCAAACCAAUUAAUAAUAAUGUUACCUAUGAUAUUCCUUUACAUAUUCUUAUUUUUCUCAAAAAUAUUAUAUGGAAGAUGUAGUUCAACACCUCUUGUUCCUGCUCUUUAUGUAUUUGGAGAUUCAUUAUUUGAUAGUGGCAAUAAUAAUUUCUUGCCUACAUUGGCUAAGGCCAAUUACUAUCCUUAUGGUGUCAAUUUUCCUGGAAGUUAUCCCACAGGAAGAUUCACUAAUGGCAAAACUGUUGCUGAUUUUAUAGCUGAAUAUCUUGGACUGCCAUUUCCUCCACCACGUGUAAGCAUAUUGAGGCCAAAAUCUCUUAUGGGAUAUAAUUUUGCCUCUGGAUCUUGCGGAAUUCUGCCUGAAACUGGGAAGUUUAUUGGUGAGUGCUUGAGUUUGGGUGAACAAAUAAAAUUGUUCGAAACCACAGUGAAAAUACAGUUGGCCUCAAAAUUCAAAACAGGAGAUCAGCUUUCUCAACACCUGGCCAAGUCCAUUUUCAUUUUCUCAGUGGGAAAUAACGAUUACAUCAACACCUAUUUUGGUAUCAUUCAAACAAGACAACAUUACGAUCCUCCACAAUUUGCACAGCUCCUCAUUGAUGCAUUAACAAAAAAAUUAGAGAAGCUAUAUAAUUUAGGAGCGAGGAAGAUGGUGGUGUUCGAGCUUGGUCCUAUUGGUUGCAUUCCAUCAAUUGUUAGGGGUUCUAAGCCCAGGGUAAUAUGCGAUGAAGAGAAAAAUCAAAUCGUAUCGUUGUUCAACACUCGGCUUGCAAUAAUGCUCAAGAAUUUAACUUCCACUCUCCAAGACUCGUAUUUUAUCAUUGGCAAUGCUCAUUGGCUUGGCUAUGAUGCUAUCAUAAAUCCUACUAAAUAUGGUUUAAAAGACAGUAGUAAUCCAUGUUGCGAAGCAUGGGGAAACGGUACAUUCUCAUGCAUACCGAAGCUAACAUCAUGCCCAUAUCCUGACGAACACUACUUUUGGGAUGGCUAUCAUCUCACUCAAGCAACUUGCUCUGUCGUUGCAUCUCGUUGUAUCAAUGGCUCGGAUGUUUGCCUUCCUAUGAAUAUCCACCAGCUUGUUCAAGUUUAAAUUAUCAUAACCAUUAUUUGCUUAGUUAUAAAUACAUCAUAUAUAGGUCCACAUAUAUAAUCAUUUGCUUAAUAUUUGAUUAUGAUAAUUCUUUUCAAGAAUUCUUUAUGAAGGAAUAAAGCUUGUGAUUCCUUAUUUUAAAUA
Beta vulgaris subsp. vulgaris (sugar beet) is the source of this 1575-nucleotide messenger RNA. RefSeq names its product GDSL esterase/lipase 7. The transcript is spliced from 5 exons. Gene Ontology annotation, molecular function: hydrolase activity, acting on ester bonds. The coding region runs from base 358 to 1431 and encodes 357 amino acids. The record is from RefSeq and is a predicted model, not a curated record. Lineage: Eukaryota; Viridiplantae; Streptophyta; Magnoliopsida; Caryophyllales; Amaranthaceae.